Trichophyton benhamiae CBS 112371 is the source of this 771-nucleotide messenger RNA. RefSeq lists its product as uncharacterized. The record is from RefSeq and is a predicted model, not a curated record. Bases 1 to 771 code for a protein of 256 amino acids. Gene Ontology annotation, molecular function: microtubule plus-end binding. The transcript is spliced from 3 exons. Gene Ontology annotation, biological process: cytoplasmic microtubule organization. NCBI's taxonomy places the organism in Eukaryota, Fungi, Ascomycota, Eurotiomycetes, Onygenales, Arthrodermataceae. Gene Ontology annotation, cellular component: cytoplasm; nucleus; microtubule plus-end.
AUGGAUCCUCUUGUCAGCCCGGCCGACGUGUCAGUACAGGUAUCAGUUGCCUCUGACAGUCCGGUUGAGAAACCAUCUUUUGCAACUGAGCGUCGAGUAACUCCAUCAUGGACAGUCACACAGCUCAAAAUAAAGCUCGAAACUAUGACUGGGAUUCCUCCAGGCAGCCAACGGUUAAUGUUAAAGUCCCCAGGACGCGAACACCAAUGGAUGGAUGGUGAAGAAAAAGUUAUUAGCCAGUGGGGAAUUGCAAAGGGCUGUGAGAUCGAGGUAUAUAGAAUAACCACACUUGAAUUCUGUUUGGCUUGUUUCUGGAUACUACCCCCCAUGCAAGUUUGGCCUGGACAGAUCCAUGACCAGCGCCCUGUGGCUGCGCGUCCAAACUACUCCGAUGUUUCGACGACUGAGAAGUUUGAACUCCCGGAUUCUACCUACGAGUCACUACCAAAUAGUGUUCUUGCAUGGAAGAAAGCUCAAAAACUUGGACGUUUUGAUCCAAAUGCUGCAUCUCCAGAAGACAAAGCGAGACAACAGGUUCAGAAGGAUGCCAAUGAAAUUAAAACCAAAGGGGAAAUACCUGAUGAUUUGGCACCAAUAUGGGUAGGUAUCGAACUUGACGAGCCUACUGGUAAGAAUGAUGGUAGUGUGAACGGGGAGAGAUAUUUCACCUGCCCAAACAACUGCGGUGUUUUUGUCAAACCAGAGAAAGUUGAGGUUGGCGACUACCCGCCACUGGGAUUGGAUUUGGACGAGGACAUGGAAGAGAUCUAA